GCAUGUUUGGCUAGAACAUAGACGAGAAGUGCUGGAAUGGUACCUUCGAAUCGAGAGCUGCAGGAUCGGAUAAGGCGCAAUGGGUUCGAGCCUUUCGUCAUCCCAGAAGGGGGUUACAUUUCUCCCACCGUAUCGUAGGACCAGAUUUCUGGGUAGUAUAUAACGCACUUGAACUUCAUCGAGGACUUUCUUGAACGUUUUUGCCAGUCGUCCAUCCUCCAAACUAUCGCAAUCGUUACGAGUCCUCUUCCAUCAUGCAGCUGUCUAUCGUCACCGUCCUCGCCCUCCAGGCUAUCGGCGCCGUUGCCGCUCCUGUCGCCGCCCCGGCCGCCGACUACGCCGACCUCGCCAAGGACUCGAUCUACAUCAAGUCCGUCAACACGUACAAGCGCGGAGAGGAGGAUAAGCGCGAAGCUAGCUACGCCGACGCCGCAAAGGCCAACAUCAUUAUCAAGUCUGCCGGUACCUACAAGCGAGACGAGGAGAAGCGUGCCCCCGAGGCCGACUACGCCGAUCUUGCCAAGGACUCCAUCUACAUCAAGUCCGUCAGCACUUACAAGCGUGGCGAAGAGGAGAAGCGUGAGCCUAGCUACGCUGAUGCCGCAAAGGCCAACAUUAUCAUCAAGUCUGCUGGAACUUAUAAGAGAGAUGAGGAAAAGCGUGAGCCCAGCUACGCCGACGCGGCGAAGGCCAACAUCAUCAUUAAGUCGGCCGGAACCUACAAGAGGGACGAGGAGAAGCGUGAGGCGGGAUACGAGCAGCUUGCCAAGGACUCCAUUAAGAUCAAGGCCGUCAACACCUACUAGAGUGGCGAGGAAAUGCUUGACGAGGCCAAGCGAGGUCGGCCGGGGACACUGCGGUUUUUGGGUUCCCUGAUGUCUGCUAGUAACGCCUCGACAUGAGGGUUGCCAACUACGCUAUGCGGUAUCGCGGGGAGGAGAAAGGCAGAACUUCAAGGGAAAUGUUUCCUUCAUAGCUAGAAAGCCGGCUACGUGAGAUGGAAGACUGGACCAGGUCUAGGGCUU
Colletotrichum acutatum is the source of this 1025-nucleotide messenger RNA. RefSeq lists its product as uncharacterized. Bases 255 to 806 code for a protein of 183 amino acids. Lineage: Eukaryota; Fungi; Ascomycota; Sordariomycetes; Glomerellales; Glomerellaceae. The transcript has a single exon. The record is from RefSeq and is a predicted model, not a curated record.